GGGCACACGCAUCAGUUGGAGCUCAAUUGUUGAUCAGAUCACAUCCAACGGACUUGGGGAGCGGAAAAAAAAAAAGACAGAAAGAAAGAAAGAAAGCAAGAAAGAAAAGCUGAGAUUUAAGAAGAGCAGAACCAUUACUACUCCUGUUUCUCCGCAGUUUGACUUCACUGAUUUUUUUUUUUCUUUUUUUUCCCUUUUUUUAUUUUUUGGUCUUAUCGAACUUUUUGCAUAAAGAUCUGUGUAGGAAAUGUCUUUUUCCCAGCUGGGCUACCCUCAGUACCUGAGUGCCACCCAGGCGGUGUACGGAGGUGAUCGCCCCGGAGUGCUGGCUGCGUCUGGCCGGACUGCAAGCUCUGAAAUCGGGGGGAACCCGUCGGCGGCGGCCGCUGCGGUCACCUCCAUGCUGGGCAUGUACGCAAACCCGUACGCGGCGCACAACUACAGCGCCUUCCUGCCUUACACCAGCGCGGACCUGGCUCUCUUCUCCCAAAUGGGUUCCCAGUAUGAACUCAAAGACAGCCCUGGUGUUCAUCCAGCCAGUUUCGGUGCUCACACGUCCCCUGCCUUUUAUCCCUAUGGGCAGUUUCAGUACGGAGACCCUGCUAGACCCAAGAAUGCCACAAGGGAGAGCACCAGCACGCUUAAGGCCUGGCUUAAUGAACACAGGAAAAACCCAUAUCCCACGAAAGGGGAGAAGAUUAUGUUGGCCAUCAUAACAAAGAUGACUCUCACACAAGUCUCCACUUGGUUUGCCAAUGCCAGGAGGAGGCUCAAGAAGGAGAACAAGGUGACAUGGGGUGCAAGGAGCAAAGAAGAUGAAGACGGUAACAUCUUUGGCAGUGACAAUGAUGAAGGCGACCCUGAAAAGAAUGAGGAUGAGGAAGAAAUUGACCUGGAAAGCAUAGACAUUGAUAAAAUUGAUGAAAACGAUGGGGAUCAGAGCAACGAGGACGAGGAGGACAAAUCAGAGGGCAGAGACCGGGCUGACCUGGAGAGUAUGGAGAAAAGGCGGGCUUUGGCCUUGCAGGCACGCGAUGCCUUCGAUAAAGCAAAAGACACCAUUUCUGUUGGCAAAGAAUCAUCUGACAGCAACAGCACUAGAGUGCUUUCUCCUGACGGACAGGGUAGCUUCCAGCUGCCAGUGAGCAACAAACCCAAAAUAUGGUCCUUAGCCGAAACAGCCACGAGUCCCGACAGUUCCCAGAAACCUAUGUCGCCCUCCGUCCCCUCCAGUCACGCCUCACCCCAGAUCCAGCACCCGGCCUUCCUCUCCAGUCAUGGACUGUACACAUGUCAGAUAGGAAAGUUCCACAACUGGACAAAUGCAGGCGCUUUCCUGGGCCAAAAUUCCCUGCUGAAUGUGAGGUCCUUCCUGGGAGUCAAUCAACAUCACCACAGUCACCACCUUCACACUCAGCAGCAACAGCAGCAGCCCACCUCUGUGGUUGUGUCAUCCGUGGGGGCCCUCGGCAGUGACAAAGUCCCAGAGGAGCUCAGUCCCAAACAUAUAGAGCGGGAAAAUGUUCAAAGAGCCGAAUCUCCAACACAACCACUAAAGUCAUCAUUUCGGCCAGUCCAUGACAGUCCCAGGAAUCAGCAAGAAGCAACGCAGCGGGUUCUAACGGCUCUUUCUUCAGCCUGAUCAAGACGUUUAUUUUUUUUUUAUUUUUCGGGGGAAAAGGACUGAACGUACUAAUAAAAGGACAAUGAAAAAAAACACAAAAAAACAAUAAAUUUCUUCACUGUAGCAUUCAGUCGAUACAGAACAACUGAUGUAACUUGAUAUAAAAGAAAAGAAAAGAAAAGCAAGGAAAAAAAACCUGUGGAAGGAUAUCCCUUAUUGUUAUUGUACAUUAUCUCUCCCUGUGUUAGACGGUUUCUUUUCCCCUGGGACAUUUUGGUAUUUUUUGUCUUUCCUGUGUUUGUGCUAUUUUCUUUCUGUAAAUACAGUGACCUAAAAUU
Scleropages formosus (Asian bonytongue) is the source of this 1962-nucleotide messenger RNA. RefSeq names its product iroquois homeobox 1a (gene irx1a). NCBI's taxonomy places the organism in Eukaryota, Metazoa, Chordata, Actinopteri, Osteoglossiformes, Osteoglossidae. Bases 248 to 1642 code for a protein of 464 amino acids. Gene Ontology annotation, molecular function: DNA-binding transcription factor activity, RNA polymerase II-specific; RNA polymerase II cis-regulatory region sequence-specific DNA binding. Gene Ontology annotation, cellular component: nucleus. The record is from RefSeq and is a predicted model, not a curated record. Gene Ontology annotation, biological process: neuron differentiation; cell development; regulation of transcription by RNA polymerase II. The transcript has 4 exons.